Cuscuta epithymum is the source of this 1861-nucleotide messenger RNA. NCBI's taxonomy places the organism in Eukaryota, Viridiplantae, Streptophyta, Magnoliopsida, Solanales, Convolvulaceae. The record is from the annotation of a GenBank genome assembly.
AAUACGGAAUAGUAUAUCAAAUGGACUCCAAAUACGGAGUAAAAAAUAGGCAAUUUGAGGCGCAGGAUGAAAUAUUGAAAUCUCUAUAAAUUAUACGGAGUCUUUCGCCAUCGUCUAUUGACUUUUUAAUCUUUUUCUUGGAGCGUAAUCUCGUGGUCCUCCUUGUUCGUAUUCAUCAUCUUCAGAUAUGGGCCGGAAGUUCUUCGUCGGCGGCAACUGGAAAUGCAAUGGCACUAGUGAAGAGGUGAAGAAGAUUGUAUCAACACUCAAUGCUGGCGAAGUUCCACCUCAGGAUGUUGUUGAGGUUGUUGUGAGCCCCCCAUAUGUGUUUCUGCCAUUAGUAAAAGGUUCUCUCCGACCUGAGUUCCAUGUGGCUGCCCAGAAUUGUUGGAUCAAGAAAGGUGGCGCUUUCACCGGUGAGAUUAGUGCUGAAAUGCUUGUCAAUCUGGAGAUUCCUUGGGUCAUUCUUGGUCAUUCAGAAAGAAGACUCAUCUUAGGCGAAUCAGAUGAGGUUGUUGGGGACAAAGUAGCUUAUGCUCUUUCUCAAGGUUUGAAGGUCAUUGCUUGUGUUGGAGAAACACUUGAACAGAGAGAAGCAGGAACUACGGUGGAUGUUGUUGCUGCUCAAACCAAGGCAAUUGCAGCGCGAGUGUCAGACUGGACUAAAGUUGUCCUAGCCUAUGAGCCUGUUUGGGCAAUUGGAACUGGAAAGGUUGCUUCACCUGCCCAGGCCCAGGAAGUCAUGCUGAAUUAAGGAAAUGGCUUGAAGCAAAUGUGAGCUCUGAUGUGGCGUCUUCCACCAGGAUCAUCUAUGGAGGAUCAGUAAGUGGUGCAAAUUGCAAAGAAUUGGCAGCAAAACCUGAUGUUGAUGGGUUUCUGGUGGGAGGAGCUUCUCUCAAGCCGGAGUUCAUUGACAUUAUCAAGUCUGCUGAAGUCAAGAAAAGUACCUGAGAAUGAUGCCCUUUGCAAUUUACAUAAUGGUUUUGCUAGAGUUGAUUUGAAACUUGGUGAGGUUGAUUAAGUCUUGAUUUAGUCAUUCUACAUGAACAUGAGCCAGCCUUUUUGUUGGAUGUUUCUUAUGCACGCAUAUAAAUUAUUUAUAUAAUAAAAGGAGGCUCUGUGUUUUGCAUUCUGUCUAAAGGUUACUUCAAUGAGGUUAUGCUCGCAGCUCGCAUAUAGAUUCUGUCUAAAGGUUUUUCUAAGAUGAAGUGGUGACUACUCCCUGUAUUAGUCUGUACACAUAUAAUCUCUUCAACUACUUUUCUUAAUCUUUAUGAAAAACCUUAAAUAAAAGGUAAUAAAGAAGAAACAAUGGCACUAAUAUAACUCCCCAAGUUUCUAAUUACAAAAUUAUGACCAAUUUGUGUUUUCCUCAAAAACUGACCCGAUCCCUCCGUCUUCCGCUUAAGAAUGGACCAGAUAUACACAUCACAUAUCUCCCUUUCAUCUCCCCCAGAUCUGCGCAUCCAGUCAUCCACCAGCUCCGCUGCAAAGGUCGUCGGCUGCCUACACAACCAGACGCCUUUCCUUCUCAAGCGGACAACAGUCUCUCACGCAGUUGCUCUCACGUGAAAGUCGGCCCACUGGCUUGAGCCGCUCACCUCCUCUGUUGGCUCAAUUCUUCUUCUUCUCCUUUCUUUUCCGCAUACCACCGUUCUUAGAGGUCAGAUCUGAACGGUCUCCGCUUGAUGUGGAGCAUCUGGCCGACAUCGGUCACCUUUCGCUGAUGAAUAGAACUCGCAGUGGUGGACGACGUUAGGCUAUUAGACGAACAGAGGCUAAGAUUUGGGUUUAGAUGGUAGAAAUGGUGGACAGGGUCAGCUAGGGUUUGGUCUGGUCAAGGCAGGGCAGUAGAAGAGGG